Messenger RNA from Wyeomyia smithii (pitcher-plant mosquito), 1141 nucleotides. RefSeq lists its product as uncharacterized. Gene Ontology annotation, molecular function: RNA-DNA hybrid ribonuclease activity; nucleic acid binding. Bases 27 to 917 code for a protein of 296 amino acids. The transcript has 2 exons. Lineage: Eukaryota; Metazoa; Arthropoda; Insecta; Diptera; Culicidae. The record is from RefSeq and is a predicted model, not a curated record.
AUUCCUUUUUCACGGACGGAUCUGUGAUGGAUGGACAUUCCGGAUAUGGCGUUUUCAACACAGAUCAUCGCAUAUCUCGCAAACUGGCACAGCCCUGCUCCAUAUACGUAGCUGAAUUAGCUGCCAUACACAAUUCGCUGCGAAUUAUCGAGCUCAAGACACCAGACAAUUACUUCAUCUUCUCGGACAGCCUCAGUUCUAUCGAAGCUCUCCGAUCGAUUAAACCGGUCAAGCACCCGUCCUAUUUCCUUCCGGAAAUUAGACGGAUAUUAGAAGUGCUGGUUGAUCGGUCUUUCAUUAUCUGCUUUGUGUGGGUCCCCUCUCAUUGCUCAAUCCCAGACAAUGAAGAAGCUGAUUUAUUAGCAAAAAGGGGUGCCAUAGAUGGAGAUAUAUUUGAUAGACCGAUCACCUAUACCGAGUAUUUUCAUCUGCCCCGACAACUGGCUCUGGAAAACUGGCAGGAAAAGUGGAAUAAAGACGACCUUGGGCGAUGGAUGCACUCGAUCUCGCCCAAAGUGUCUACAAAAGCUUGGUUCAAAGGGUUAGAUUUAACUCGUGAUUUCAUUCGAGUUAUUUCGCGCCUAAUGUCCAAUCACUAUGUUGCAAACGCACACCUCUAUCGAAUAAACUUAGUCGAUAGUAAUCUGUGCGAAUGUGGAGGGUACGAAGAUAUUGACCACAUAGUCUUCGUAUGCCCUAAGUACCACAGAGCAAGGGCCAAGCUUAUAGAUUCUCUCCGGAAACAGGAAGUGACGUUUACAAUGCAAGUACGGGAUGUGCUUGCUAGCCGCAACCCCGCGCUUAAACAUGAAUCAUCGCUUCUUUUUGAGAGACAUGAUCCACCGAACUUAGAUUUUGAUUUCAAAGAGAUAAGAAACCAUCACCCUCAACGAAUAGUAGUAAGGAUUAGUAUUUAGUUAUAAAGAGAAAAACUUUGAUGUUAAUGUUAGUCGUAAGCUUAAAUGACAUGUAUUUUUAAAUUGUAUUUUUAAAAGAGAAAAGAUGAGAGGGUUUUUAUGCCUGUUUGAGGAGGAGCAGUCGGGAUACAGGCUCUACUCAAGCUGGCUUUUCCCUACUCCAAAAGAUAUUCGGCCCCGUUAUGCUUCGCGGUUGGGCCUAAAUAAAUAUUAGAGUUAAAAAA